AUGCUCCUCUCCGCUCUCGUUCUGGCAGCGGCAACCGGCGUCAAUGCCGAGCCCGCAGCUCCCGUCAUCACCCCGGCUCCCGUCGCCAUCGAGGCCCGGCAGUCUGCUGCGGCAGCCACAUACGAGACCACGUCGCCGCUCCCGCUCACCGACUACAUGUACCCAUACGACGCCCUGCCAGAGCAGGUCAACCCCUACCCCGUCCUCCGUGGACCUCAGACUGGCUACAACCGAUGCAACAGCACGACCGAGGGACCCAACGCCCUGUGCCAGACGGCCGUCUUCAACUCGAUCGAAGACUUUUGCUUCUGGGGAGCUCCAGGCACCAAUCAGACCAUCGGCGACGUCGAAGCCGAGGUCGUUUCUUUCUGCUCGCGCACAGGCCACGGAGGACGCAUCUUCCCCCCCGGCACAUUCAAGGGCCUCCAAUUCAUGCGUACCCCAGGCUACAUCCAGCUGGUCGGCGUGUUCGACCAGACGAGUGUCGGCCUCAACUCGGCCGACACUGGUGGCGAACUGGACCCGCACGGGGCGGAUCUCCUGGGUAACCCUCUGGGCGGUCUGUUCUACUCGAACGGGUUUACGUCGACGAAUGGGACAUACACGCAAACCCAGAGCUGGAACCAUUUCCUCGGCUCGGGGGUGUUCUGCCUCAAGCUCUGUGACCCCUCUUACUCGACGGACAAGAACUACUGCCAGAACAUCUACGACCUCAUUGGGUGCGAGUACAACAUGCCUGCCGACUAUGCUGCUCUGCCUGGCCAGUUUAUUUCCUGCGACGGAGAGCUGCAGGACGAGGUUGGCACCUAUGUUGAGAACGGACAGACUCUGACGUGGAGCCAGCCUAGCGUCGUGGCAACUCCGCCGCCAUGGACGCCCCGUAUCCCCGCGUCGUCCAACUGCGUGACGCACCAGUCGUCCGACCUCUUCCCCCUCUCGCUCCUCGGAUACCAGAGCACGGCUUCAGCGUCGGCUACCGCGUCCGUCUCGUUCUCGGCCGGUCCAGGUUCGACUACCGGUAAGGCGGCUCCCGUCAGCGGCAGUGGUAGCGGCAGCGGAGCGGCCGCCGCGUCGACCAGCAAGCCCAGCUCGUCGGCGUCGCGCGCGUCGCCCGUUGCCGCCGCCGCCAUUCUUGGCCUUGCCGCGUCCGUCCUGUUCAUGCUCUAA
Molecule: messenger RNA, 1167 nt
Organism: Cutaneotrichosporon cavernicola
Lineage: Eukaryota; Fungi; Basidiomycota; Tremellomycetes; Trichosporonales; Trichosporonaceae
Exons: 5
Coding region: 1-1167 (388 amino acids)
Source: RefSeq, a predicted model, not a curated record